AUGUCAGGUUACAAAAGGUUCAAGCUAUUAAACAUCAGUGAAGCUAACGAUCACCUGUCAGCCCUCUCAGCGGACCGUACAGGUAAGCAGCCCGCAGCUGGCAUCAGCUAACUGUAAGAGAGGAAACACGCCCAUCAGCUGAUUCAUGUCUGCCGAGGCUAACAUGCUAACAGCUAGCUGCUAAUCUGUCAGGGUUCGAGGAUCAUAGGGAGCUAAUCUGCUGGAUUGGCUAGCUAGCUCUAGCUGCGAACAUACACCCGCGUGCAUUGCACACCCGCACAUCAUGUAAGAGUAACAGCGAGCACCAAAUAAGAACUUUUCUAAAGUGACCAUUAAAAUGUUCAUUUAGAGUUUCUUUUCCAGACUUACCGAAAUAACUGACAGCAGCAGCACCCUGUUCCUGCACCGACACCUACCGUGACUCAGCGUGGCUUCUGAUUGGACCACAAAGGAGACAUACCCGUAGACACAACGCUGGAUUCUGGUGUUCUGAUUGGCUGUUAAGGAGCACUCUCCCGAAGGAUGACAUCCGCUGCUGCAAUCGGCCCGCCCUUUCAGCGCGGCUCGUGAUUGGCCUCUUACUUUCAGAAAGCUCAACACUACCAUAAAAGGCCUUGUUUGAGCUUCACCGAUUGGCUAAAGGACAGGACAAUCACACGGUGAGUCCAGCGGAGGCUGCUGCUCCUCUUUGUUUGGAUGGAUGGAUGGAUGGAUGGAUGGAGAGGUUCAGCUUCCUGCGGUGCACCGGGACCUUUACCUGUUUAAAGAUCAGCUGAUUAUCUGUUUUUAUAUUCAUUCAUGAUAAAAACCGCCAGCUCUGAGAAACAGCAGACAGUUCAUUUCAAGUGACGCUUUAUUUUACUCCGUAACACUGUUACAACCUGCUGUGUGUGUGUGUGUGUGUGUGUGUGUGUGUGUGUGUGUGUGUGUGUGUGUGUGUGUGUGUGUGUGUGUGUGUGUGUGUGUGUGUGUGUGUGUGUGUGUGUGUGUGUGUGUGUGUGUGUGUAUGAUAGAGACGUUAGCACCGGGCUGCUCUCCUGCAGAAACAGGAUACCUUAAAUUAAUCCGCAACACCACAGUCCUGCUUCUUCAACAAAAGGUCCUGCUGCAUCACCAGAGUUUGACUCCUGCACCAUAGUCCUCCUGCACCAGAAUCUUCCUCCUCUGCACCAGAAUUCUCCUCCUGAUCGAGAUUCCACCUCCUGCACCCGAAUCUUCUUCCAUCCCAGGACAUCCUCCUGUACCCUGCCCUGCUCCCAGCCGGACAAACUGGACCCCAACACCCUGGACCUCAUCAGACCCCUCUUGUACUGGGACCGAAAGGACCCAUCUGGCCUAGACCACAUCAAACCGUGCUGGUACUGGGACAAAAAGGACCUGGUCCACACCCCAUCACAGGCAGAGGGUCUGGACCCUGGUACAGAGGCCCGAUAUCGCAGGGAAGGGGCCCGGUUCAUCUUCGAUGUGGGCACAAGACUGGGCCUGUAUCCUUUUAUGAUAAUGUUGAUAUUAGAAUUUACAACAGGAGUUUAUUACUGCAGAAAGAUAUCUGUGAUUUCAUGAGGAAUGUUAAUAUAAGUUAACUCUAAAGAUUGAUUGAAUUUCAUGGAUAAACUUAAACACACAUUUACUCCAGAGGUAGAUUAUCCUUCGUAGUCACAGAGAAAGAGAGAGAUUAAAUCAGAGCUGACAUCAUUAUGUCGAAGCGGGAAAACAGGUUAGGACAGGUAGAGGUUAGCUCAGGUAGUCUACUCUCCUUACGCUGUACAUCACAUGGUGCACAUUCUGCCUUAAAAGAGAUCAAACAACAGACUGAGAUCAAACUACUGACUCAGAUCAAGUUGAAGACUCAAAAAUCAACUAAAGACUGAUUAUUCUACUGACGCAGACUGAGCCACUCAAACUACACACAUAAAGUGAACUACAGACUUUGUAUUAUGGUCAGAGUCUGUAUUUCACUUAAUCUAUAGUUUGAAUAGUUUAAUUAGCUCAUAGUCAUAGUCUGCCUCUGUUUCUCAAAGUCAUAGUAGAUUAAAGACUACAAUUUGAAAUAGAGACUUGCUGUAAACUACUGACUCCAAUUAAACUACAGACUCCAACUGAACUUCAGACUUUGAGCAAACAGCAAAUUCAAGGUUAACUACAGACUCAGACUACACUCAGACUGAACCAUAGAUGCAGAUUGACCUACAGACUCUGGUUAAAAUGCAGAGGCACAGUAAAUUACAGACUAAUUUAACCACAGAGUUGGAGCAGAUUACAAACUUUAACUCAAAGUAGAAACUUGCAGCAGAUAACUGACUUUGAUUGAACUACAUACUCAAAGGCCACAGACUUUAACUAAACUACAGACUUAGAGCAAAUGACAGAUUUAAAGUUAACAGACUCAGAUUGAAAUGCAGAUGCAGAUUAAACUGUAAACUACAGGCACAGUAAUCUAUGACUUCAAUCCUGGGUUGGUAUCCUGUUGGCAAAUACACAAUAGGGGAAACACUGACUACAGGCUGAGUCCAAACUACAGUGGUAGAUUCACUGCAGACUCAGGCUGAACAGUAAACUCAGUGUAAACCACUGACUCAGAUUGAAGUCGAGACUCUGACUAAACUACAGGCUGUAAGUAAACAACAUAUAAAGGGCUAAUCACAGACACGGACUAAACUACAGGCACAGAUUGAAAUACCUAUGCAGAUUGCUUCUCAGUGGGCAAAUGCAGAUGUUUGGUCUCAGGUGAGUGUGGUCUUGGUGGAGGUUUCUGCCUUUUAAAAGGAGUGUUUCUGUCUCAUAGAGGGUCAGUUGUGUGUUCUCUUACAGAACAAAUGGCUGCCUAUGGUUUGAGCGCUGUAUUGAUACAUUUGUGGUGUCUGAGACAGAUUCAGCCCAUCAUUGUUCUUCACAUGAUCUGCUUCAGACAUUAUGACACUCUGGCCACAGGGAUCGUCUAUUUCCAUCGUUUCUACAUGUUUCACUCCUUCAGACAGUUCCCCAGAUAUGUGAGUGUGAACAGCUGAUUUAUCUGUAAAAUAUUUGUGUGUCCAUGCUUGCUAAUUGAUGUAUGCACAGUGAUUUGUUAAUAGAGCAUCAGUGUCGGGAGCCUUUUCACCUCUAGAUGAGGAUGUUGAUAUUAACCCUUAGUCCUGUCUGCAUGUAGGUAGCACCAGGAUGUUUAUGUUAACAUACAGUCAGGUCCACAAAUAUUGGGACAUCGACAAUAUUUAGGCUGAAAAAUCAAAACAAACCCAUCAGAGAGAUAGCAACAACAUUAGGUGUGGCCAAAUCAAACGCACUGGUGAGCUCAGCAAUACCAAAAGACCCGUAAGACCACAAAAAACAACUAUGGUGGAUGACAGAAGAAUUAUCUCCCUGGUGAAGAAAGACCCUUUCACAGCAGUUGGCCAGAUCAGGAACACUAUCCAGGAGGUAGGUGUAAAUGUGUCAAAAUCAACAACCAAGAGAAGACCUCACCAGAGUGAAUACAGAGGUUUUACCACAAGAUGUAAACCAUUGGUGAGCCUUAAAAUAAGGGAGACCCGAUAAGAGUUUGCCAAACAACAUCUAAAAAAGCCUUUAAAGUUCUGGAACAACAUCCUAUGGACAGACGAGACAAAGAUCAACUUGUACUAGAGUGAUCAGAAGAGAAGAGUAUGGAGAAGGACAUUAACUGUUCAUGAUCCAAAACUCAUCAAUGAAGCAUGCUGGUGGUAGUGUCAUGGCAUGGUCAUGUAUGGCUGCCAUUGGAACUGGUUCCCUUGUAUUUAUUGAUUAUAUAAUUGCUGACAAAAGCAGCAGAAUGAACACUGAAGUAUUUUGAAGUGAAUCUGUUUGAGCAUGCAUUUCACUUGCUGAAGACAAAACUGAAGAGAAAAUGCACCAAGAACAAGCAGGAACUGAAGACAGUUGCAGUAGAGGCCUGGCAGAGCAUCACCAGCGAUGAAACCCAGCGCCUGGUGAUGUGUAUGUGUUCCAGACUUGUAAUUAUAAUUGUAAUUGACUGCAAAGGAUUUGCAACCAAGUAUUGAAAAGUGAAAGUUUGAUUUAUGAUUUUUAGUUUGUCCCAUUACUUUUGGUCUCUUAAAAAGUGGGAGGCACAUAUAAAAACUGUUGUAAUUCCUACACCAUUCACCUGAUUUAGAUGUAAAUGCCCUUACAUUAAAGCUGAUUGUCUGCAGUCAAAGCACAUCUUGUUUGUUUCAGUUCAAAUCCAUUGUGGUGGUGUUUACAGCCAGAAAGAUGAGUAUUGUGCCGAUGUACCAAUAUUUAUAAACCUGACUGUACAAGUGAUUUUUAAUUUUUUUGGCUCUAGUGUUUUUACUUGGAGAGGAUAGCAGAUUGAUUUGAGCAAGACAAUACGAGAGAGAGAAAGAGAGGAAGGGAUGCACAGUAAAGGUUUCAAGACCAUUACAGCCUCUGUGCAUGAGGCCACAACCAAACCACAAGGCCAAACCGGCACUCUCUGGAUGCAACAUUUAACCCUGGUCAUGUAUACAGAGAAAAGCAGAAUGUUGUCAUUAACCCUGAGUCCUGCCUGCAGGUGACAGGUGGAUGCUGCCUCUUCCUGGCAGGUAAAGUGGAAGAAACUCCAAAGAAGUGUAAAGACAUCAUAAAGACAGCUCGCAGUCUGCUGAAUGAUGUCCAGUUCGCUCAGUUUGGAGAUGAUCCCAAGGUGAUAAUAAAAGCUCGACUUGUGCUGUCUGCACUAAAAAUAAGACAGAACUCAUUCCUGACUUUCUGUGUGUGUGUGUGUGUGUGUGUGUGUGUGUGUGUGUGUGUGUGUGUGAGUGCGUGCGUGCGUGCGUGCGUGUGUGUGUGUGCGUGUGUUUGUCCUCUCAGGAGGAGGUGAUGGUGUUGGAAAGAAUCCUGCUGCAGACCAUCAAGUUUGACCUCCAGGUGGAGCAUCCCUACCAGUUCCUGCUGCGCUAUGCCAAGCAGCUCAAAGGUUUCCCUGUUAAUUCUUUUAUACAUUAUCAACAUUAGGGCUUCCAUGAUACCUCAUUCUCACCUCAUGAUUAUCACGUCCAUGAAAUAACAACGUAAAUAUUACAUAGGAAAGAUGGGAAGAACACACAUGCCGACACGCAGGAGGCGCCCUCAUUUUGACCCAGUAUCCUGCUGUUCUCUCAACCUGUAAUGUCCCUGAAUUAUCUCCCUAUUUCCAAAUGAUACUGUGAGCAUUGAAAUUAAGUGAAAUUAAAAGUAUUUUUCCUAUCUUUGAAUCUUUGAACUUCAAGUGAAAUAGGUUUGUACGUCUUUAGAGAGCUGCUACAGCGAACUCACCAGCAGCUGCUACAGCUUCUUCUUUGUCUUCCCUCCCUGUCAUGUUGGUUGCCUUUAUGCUGGUUGCCAGCAUAAAGUAUCACUAAUGCUUCCACGGUGAACCAUUACUUACAGAGUUCUAAAAUAAGCUUAUUAUUAGCACAAUAUCAAUAUGCCAUGUCGUUGAAGAGACAGUAAUUAUGAAUAUGAUUGUGGCUGCCUUAUUUGACAUCAUCAAAAUAUACACACCAGAAUAUGGUCCAUAAUCAACAUUAUCAGAACAUGCACACUCAAAUAUUGUAUUUCAAUGGAGCUUAGUAGUAGAGGUAUUAGUAUUAGUUAUAUAACUGGUAUUAUUAGUAAAAUUAUAUCAGAACUCUUUAGAUUCUUCUGAGACAGGUUUGUAAUUAUAAUAUAACCAGGAUUGGAAAUUUAAACUUCUUCUGUCCCACAGGUGAUAAGAACAAAGUGCAGAAAAUGGUCCAGAUGGCCUGGACCUUUGUCAAUGACAGGUGAGCGACCUGUGAUCAUACCUGAGAUGGACACUUCUGAGAAUUCUCAGUCAUAGUUGUAAAAAGAAUGACUAGAAGAAGUAUUAUUGUGGAAACAACAGAAAAAUAAUCAUUAUAAUCUCUCAUAGUUUGUGCACCACAGUGGCUCUGCAGUGGGAGCCUCAGAUUAUUGCUGUCGCCGUCAUGUACCUGGCUGGUCGUCUCUGUAAAUUCGAUCUUCAGGAAUGGAUGUCCAAACAGAUGAGUCGCCGCUGGUGGGAGCAGUUUGUUCACGACGUACCUGUGGAGGUUCUGGAAGGUAACGUAACAACCCCUACAACUGAUCAAAUUAAUGAUCGGAUUAUUAAUCUGAUUCAGAAAUCACACAUCAGAGUAUGUAUUUGAUCCAGUAUCAUUCUACAAUAAAUCUAAUCUAAUCUCAUAUCAUACAUAAGGUUAGUGGUCUAAUCAAUCAAGCAAUGAUCCUGAGAAACCUGAUGGGAACUCUGGGGCUCCCAGAAAAGACCGUUAGAUCUCAUUGAUUCAGUUUAAUUCUCAUUUUAGUGUAACCUGACCUUAUUUGAUUUAAUCUAGUGUUAGCCUAUGCUGUCCUGUUACCUUUAGAUGUCUGCCAUCAGAUCCUGGAUCUGUACUCUCAGGCCAAACAGCAGAUCCCUGACGGAGGGAUGAAUGCUGGAGGAACUCCUCCACUUCUCUCUAUCCUGCCCUCAUCAGCCCCUCCACCCAACAAGAAGACCUCCCCUCAGACCAGCCCUCGACCCCCCAGACCUGCACAGGUUAGAUUGUAGAGAGGCAAAGGUUUCCCACUUCAGUUGGUUUAUAACCUCAGGUAACAGUUUCCCCAUGAGGUUAUGGACCCAAUCUCCAGUUUCAAGUCCUCUUCAAAACGGCAUUAAACAGUUCAUUUCAUAAUUUAUGGUCCAGCUAAUGUUCAAAGAGACCAGAAAGCAAGGGAGGAUUUAGACAGAGGGUACCUGAAAUAGACAGGUAAAACAUAGUGGGUAAAUGUGGAAAGAAUUACAUUUACGUGCUUUAAGUUGUAUUUGGUAGGAUGAGAGCUCCCUGUUUGCCUGUGUGAUUAUAUGUGGAAUUUCAGAUCCUGUGGCAGGGAGUGCAGUAGCAAAGACCCCUUUCAUAAAAAAAUAAAGGCAUCAGUGACAAUCCAUGAGAGCCUGGUAGAGUCAGGCUUUAUCAACAAUAAUUUGCAGCAGGUUUGUAAAUGUCUCUCUUACUGUUUCCAGUUAGUGUGAACUCUAACUCUUGCUGAUUUUAUUGUCUUUUUUCAGCCGUCUCCCAAAGAAGACAGCAAAUCAGUCAGUGAGUCAAUCUACUUACUUAGCAUUGACACACACACACACACACACACACACACACACACACACACACACACACACACACACACACACACAGACAUCACUGUGUAGAUCUGGAGAAACUCACACUAUUAAGUUUGUCUUUCACAGAACUCGCUAAUCCAGAGCCUCCCCCUCCUCCACCUCCUCUUCCUCCUCCUCCCCCACCUGUCUCCAUGAUUACAGGUGAGUGUCUCCUCAACACUCUCAUUGCGUACACCUGCAAACUCAGCUCACCUCCACUAACAUCAGGGUGGAUGUGGUUAAAGCUGCUGUGAUAGGCAUUCAGUUUGUGAUUUUAGCGCCAACUGUGGACAAAACUGUUGAUGCUGAUUUGAUCCUUUACACCUGUGGUUGCUAUGUCUUGACCCAAAGGGCUCUAUUUUCGUGUGCGCCGGUGAGGCGGCGGAGGGCGGCGAGCCCCGCGCAGUUGUAUGUAGGCCAGUUUGGUAUUCUCGUGGACUGAGCCGCACGGAGGCGAGCCGAGAUCCGCCAAGCUGGGCAUGGUGGCGUGGCAGGGGGAGGUGUCUACAGAAUCAGCAGGUGCAGUGACAUUUUCAUGCUCGCCACCGGCGUGUAAAGUGCGCUGAAAGCUGGCCGAUUCAAAACUGGUCAGCUUUCAGCGCAUGGCGGAGCGCAGCUGGUCUAGUGGUAUUUUGGUAGACCGGUGGCCUAUUGUCAUACGUCACUGAUGCCUCACCGGCAGGUUUCCAUAGUGUCAGGCACAUUUCAGUGCAUUAAAUAAUCAUCAUCAACUAAUAAUCUGAGUCAGCACAUACAUUUAGAUCUAUAUAGAUAUAUUCUGAUCUAUAUGUUUGGCACGCGUUUGGACACACAACCUGACCGAAUCAACACAGCUGAAACCGCAUCAAAUUAAAUUAAAUAUCUAGUAAAUAAACAAACAUGAUGAAGUUAACAAGAUAUGUAAUUCGUCUUCCUCCUUUUCUUUCUUCCUCUUCCUCUUAUUUCUCGACCUGGACAUGUCUCUGUGUCCUCUGUCCGUCUUGCUGCUGCUGCGGCUGAACAGAUGAUUUGUUUCAGUGAUCAGAUGCGUUAUCUACUUUAAGCCAACAUACGGAUAUUAUAAUAUUCAGUUUUGUGGGCCAAAUUUAUUUUAUAUGCCAACAUCUAUGAAAGAAAGAGCCAGGCCACGGAGCGCGAUGCGUCAUUUACGCACAGAUGGUUCUGAUUUUAAUGCCAUUUUUGGAGUUUAUGUUGUGAUCUGUGCGCUCAACCCACCUUUGUCACGUGAGGUUUGAAUAUGAGCAACUUUAUGUGAGUGUCUUUAUUUGUGGAAAGGGGUGUUUGUCUUACCAGUGGGUCCAACAUUACACACACCAAAUCCGUCUGUGCUCAUAUGAGAGAGUGUGGAGGACGCUUGUUGAGGAGCUGCCCUCUGUCGCCAUCUUGUGGCAUUACUGUCUUAAGACAUCUCUUGAUCUCUUUGACUACUUCAUGAAAAUAGUAAUAUGCCUCGCCUGUGGCGGAUUUAAAGGCAAGGAGAGGAGCUUAUGUGAUUGGUGAAAACAGGUCUCGGCUGUGUUAAACCCACUCCACGCCCUCUCUCCUCCCCGUCUACGACUUAUGCUGCUGGGAGGAGCUGAGUUAGGGAGGGGGGAUACUUACGCCGGGCUGUGCGGCUCACCAAAAUACCAAAAUGUGCUUGGGAACGCCUUGUCAGCGCGGCGGAUCUGACUGACGCUGUGCUUGCGGCACGUCUCCGGCGAGGCACGAAAAUAGAGCCCAAAGUCUCAUCCUGCUUUCUUUUGACAGUCAAGCGUACCUUUAAAAGAUGCUUCAAUGUUUCCUUUGAAUGUUAGUAUCUGCACAUGAUGUGUCAUGCACUAAUGUCAGUAUUUGAUGUUUGUUACCGGAGGCUCUUUAUCAUCAUUUUCACCACAUCAGAUAAACAAACAAAGGGAAACAGAGAGCCAACAGCAGGGUCUCAUAAUCAUUUCUCAGAGCCUUCAUAAACAGAGAAUUUGACACAGUCAGCUUACUCAGUGUCUCUGUUUAGUCAUCCCGAUUUUGUGCAUUGAUGAAAACACAUCUUCAUCAGCACUGGUCCAAUCAGAUAGCUGAUUAAAAUUGUUUGAACAGUGAAGGUGUGUGUGUGUUUUUCUAUUCGUGUGUUUCCAUGUUUGUGUGUGCAUGUGAGUUUUCUCUAUAUUUCAUUCCUGACUCUCUUUUUUACCCACAGACCCUGUAGCUCCUUCCUCUUACCCACUUGCCCUUGACCCCCCCUCCAAGCCACCUCCCCCUCCUUUACCCCACUGCCCCCCUCCCCCUCCUCCUCCCCCCACAGACCUGCCCCCUCCCUCCAGCUCCCUGAUAUCCAGUGAGGGUUACCAGAAGAUCCAGUCCCUUAUGAACAGCUCUGUGCCUCACACCUGUGCCCCUCCCCUCACCUACCACCCCUAUCCCCCCGGCUCCACCUCAUACCACACCCCCCCUCUUUCAUCCUAUAGCUAUCUGCUGGCUCCACCCCCCUCAGUGAUGGGUGGAGGGUACCCCCCACCCCCUAACCCAGGACAACACCAGCUGCCUCCCCCUCCGCCUCCUGGGAUGCCCCCCCUUAGCGGACUGAACCAACGCACCUGGAUGAGAUGA
Messenger RNA from Xyrichtys novacula (pearly razorfish), 9724 nucleotides. The record is from the annotation of a GenBank genome assembly. Lineage: Eukaryota; Metazoa; Chordata; Actinopteri; Labriformes; Labridae.